GAGACGUCUUCUACCUUCACUCGCGAUUACUCGAACGCGCGGCCAAAAUGAAUGAUAACUUCGGCGGCGGCUCUUUGACAGCACUGCCAGUCAUUGAGACUCAAGCCGGUGACGUCUCUGCGUAUAUUCCAACGAAUGUCAUCUCUAUUACUGACGGACAGAUCUUCUUAGAAACGGAGCUCUUCUACAAAGGCAUUCGUCCGGCCAUUAAUGUGGGUCUGUCUGUGAGUCGUGUGGGUUCUGCCGCUCAGACCAAAGCCAUGAAACAGGUGGCCGGUUCCAUGAAACUAGAGUUGGCUCAGUAUCGAGAAGUGGCGGCUUUCGCUCAGUUCGGUUCAGACUUAGACGCCUCUACACAACAGCUGCUUAAUAGAGGCGUACGUUUGACGGAACUCCUAAAACAGGGCCAAUACGUUCCGAUGCCCAUUGAAGAUCAGGUGGCAGUCAUAUACACCGGAGUUCGUGGAUAUCUGGAUAAAAUGGAU
Oppiella nova is the source of this 485-nucleotide messenger RNA. NCBI's taxonomy places the organism in Eukaryota, Metazoa, Arthropoda, Arachnida, Sarcoptiformes, Oppiidae. The record is from the annotation of a GenBank genome assembly.